This is a messenger RNA of Ostrea edulis (European flat oyster), 528 nucleotides long. RefSeq lists its product as uncharacterized. NCBI's taxonomy places the organism in Eukaryota, Metazoa, Mollusca, Bivalvia, Ostreida, Ostreidae. The transcript has a single exon. Bases 1 to 528 code for a protein of 175 amino acids. The record is from RefSeq and is a predicted model, not a curated record.
AUGCUUUCCGCAGCUGGUGACUGUGACAUUUCAACCACUACGCGUGUGAAGAUCGCUUGGAAGAAGUUCAAGGAGCUGCUACUAGUCCUGACAUCACGCCAACUGUCGUACAAGACCCGUGGUCGAGUGUAUAGCACUUAUGUACGGAGCGCUAUGCUCCAUGCCAAUAAGACCUGGGCACUGACCAAGCCAAAUCUCCAUCGCCUACAGCGCCAUGACAAGACCAUGAUAAGACAGAUCUGCAACAUCAAGCCAGAAGAUAUGGCCACUGUAGCUUCAAUUGAAUUGCUGGGGUGGCUUAGUAUUGAAGACCUCGAUCUCAUCUUAAGGGAAAGGAGACUCCGCUGGUAUGGCCACGUUGUUAGAUCUAGCAGUACAGUCAAGUGCGCUCUCAAUAUACAAGUUCAUAGUAGGCGUAGAGUUAAUCGGCCAAUGCUAUCAUGGAGAGAGCUGACGGAGAAAGCUCGAAGAGAAUGGAAGCGCUCUACUGCCGACCUUCAUGACCGGAAAAAUGGAGAUCUGAGGUGA